Spodoptera litura is the source of this 3224-nucleotide messenger RNA. RefSeq lists its product as uncharacterized. The record is from RefSeq and is a predicted model, not a curated record. NCBI's taxonomy places the organism in Eukaryota, Metazoa, Arthropoda, Insecta, Lepidoptera, Noctuidae.
AGUUGUGACUUCUGAAUCAAUACAGUUUAUGACUGCGGUGUAAAAGUUAUAAAUAUUUUAUUGUAAUUGAAAAUCAACAAGUUACAGUCGUUCCAUUACUAACAAUGUACUAACAAUGUUUUGAUAAAAUGUUGUUAUUUGUUUUGUUGGUUUUUACAUCAGUACAUUUGACACAGCAGCAUUUGGUUUAUCCAAUCAACUACUGCAGUUUGGCAUCGGUGUGUGUACACGACAAUCGUAUGGUAUGCGCAGCCACUGAAGAUGGGUGCGGUCGGAAGACAUUCCUCGACCAGUGCGACAUGUAUGAAUAUAACUGUGAUUUCGGUGCACGUUAUCGGGAAACCUACAGCGUAUUUUGUUUAGGUCCAGAAUUAGAUAUAAGCGACCCACUCCCACUCUCUUUUCGUCCACCAACAACAUGUAAAACUGCACUAGACCACAACAGGCGUAACUUUGUACCGAACGAGACACCACAACAUGCAGGCAUAUCUAUACAGAGACGUGUAGGUACAUCAGUUUUGCCAUCAGUACCUUGUGAAAAGUGUGUGACGACAACGUGGCCUACACAAACAAAAGAAUUUGAUUACCAUUUCUUACAAAAAAUGCCGUUAAAGUCAGUGGUAACGAGAGCACCGCCGCCAUGGAUACCAUCGAAGUCAACAUGGCCAGCACCACCGAUACUAACACCACAAAUUUCAUACACUUUGCCAUUUAAUCCAGAACAUUAUAUAGAUAUUGCUGCAAAUACAAUAGGAGACGCGACAUAUUAUUUUCCAUCGAGAUAUACGCAAGUAACAAAAGAGACUACCGAAGAUGACGAUUUUCUUGAACAUCCAGACGAAGAUGUUCAAUCAUUGGUAGACAUAAAUGAUCACAUAGGCGCACUGAAACCGACAACUGAAGCUUAUAAAUUCGUGGAAGCGUUACAUGCCUCUACCAUUGAAACAGUCAGCCCUGAACUGAGAACCAAGAAUAUUGAGGCUUCUGAACAAAAAUUUAAAGAAAACAAACUAGAAAAUCUACAGACACAUCGACGAGUUUAUUCACCAGAACGCACCCUUGAAAAUGAACAAUCAUUUGAUCAAAUGCAAAAACACGUUCGGUCUUUGGAAGAAGAGUUUAAAUUUAUUAAUUUUCUGGAUCCUGAAAAUCCGAUGACAACACAAGCAAAUUAUAACAUACAACCACCGCAAACGGUAGCACAAUUCAUACUUCCUCCUCAGGUGAAAAGUCAUUACUUACGGGUUCCACCGGCGAGAUCGAACCAUUUGUCAAAACUUAAAAAGCAUGCACAACAUAUUCACUUCAAUGACUAUAACUUACUGGAUCAUUACCCCGAUAAUAUACCUAUAUAUAAUUCGAAACGAACAACAUGCCAAUGCAAUACAUGUAAUAUGAAAGUGGAUGCGCAUAAACCGACAAUAAAAACAUUUCCAAACUAUAAAACCUCUUUCGUAAAUUUUAACAACCUUACUCCUAGACCAGCCGACGACGUAAAUCUGAAUACUGUAGAUUUUGAACUGUGUUGCGAUGAUAGACCUAAAACUUGGAAAACGACGAAAAAUUUCUUUUUUACUUCAUCAACUAGGAUGACAACAAUCAUACCAGAUAGCGUUGAGACCACAACAACGUCUAAGCGGAGUACAAAAUCUUCAAUUCCAAUUACAUCUUCUAAAAAACCGGAGACAACAAAAAGUACAACAGAGAGAAUCAGAACUACAACUGUAAUAACAACCACAAAUAAACAAUCGGAGAGUACCUUCAGUAAUGAACCAACUACAGUGCCAAGUGAAACACCUACUACUUCAACAUCCACUACUAUUAAACCUACUACUACAACAUCCACUACUGCUAAACAUACUACUACAAUACCUAGGACUACAAUAACUACUACUAAGCCUACUACAACUUCAACUACAACUACUACUACUAAGCCUACUACAACUACUAUACCUUCAACUACUACUACACCUGCAACUACAAUAACAACGACUACAUCAAUUAAAACAACAACCACUACUAAACCAACUACACCUACAACCACUACCACAACAACAACAACAACAACUACUCAACCUACUACAACAACAACUACUACUGAACCUACAACAACAACUACUACUGAACCUACUACAAUAACAACAACUACUACUACUGAACCUACUACAAUAACAACAACUACUACUACUGAACCUACUACAACAACAACAACUACUACCACUGAACCUACUACAAUAAUAACUACUAAACCUACUACAACAACAACUACUGAACCAACUACAACAACAACUCCUGAACCAACUACAACAACAACUACUGAACCAACUACAACAACAACUACUACAACUACAGCUACUGAACCUACUACUACAACAACAACAACUGAACCUACUACUUCAACAACAACUACUAAACCUACAACCACAACAACAAAAACUACUGAACCUACUACAACAACAACUACUGAACCUACUACCACAACAACUACUGAAACUACUACAAUACCAACAACUACUGCUGAAUCUACUACUACAACAACUACUACUGAACCUACUACUACAAUAACUACUGAACCUACUACUACAACAACAACUACUGAACCUACUACUACAACAACAACUACUGAACCUACUACUACAACAACAACUACUGAACCUACUACUACUACAACAACAACAACAAAAUCUACUACAACCACGACAACUACUAAAUCUACUACAACAAUAACUACUAAAUCUACUACAACAACAACCAAACCUACUAUUACUACUAAACUAACAACAACAACCACUAAAUCUACUAUAAGUACAACUAAUACACCUUCAACAACUACUAAACCUACUACAACUACAAAACAUACAACUACUAAACCUUUUACUACAACAACAACUACUAAGCCUACUACUACACCUUCCACUACAACAUCUACUACGACUAAAUCUACCACUACAACUACUACUACACCUUCCACUACAACAUCGACUACUACUAAAUCUACCACUACAACUACUACUAUAAAACCUACUACUAGGAGAUUAACUACCACGAAGCCUACUACUACACGUGCUACUACGAUUCCUCCUACUAAACGAAUACCAACUUAUUAUCAUACUACGCCGUGGUGGUAUCCAACGACAUGCAAAAAUAUAAAUUGUGACAGACCUGUCACAUGGUUCACAACAAGGAAAUCAAGAAAACGCAAAUACUACAGGUAUAAUGAAUAA